UUUUCUUUAGAGAUUAAUGAUAUUAUUGCCAUAACGUUAUUGUUCGUCUGUGACAAAAUUCGACUCCAAUGUCUAUUAGUAGGUCACUGGGUCAGUGGUCUACAAACGCUUAGUAUUUAGAGAAGUAGAGUUGUAAUAAUAUGUGUUUACAUUGGUUGUGUUUUUGUGUGUACAAGAAAGACUGGAGCGGAGAAUAUUCACCCAUUGGCACCAAUUCCAGAUUUUGGAGCAGCAUCAUGACCAACAAAUCAAAUUCCCUAGUUGAAUACGGUUCUUGCGGAUAUUGUCCUACACCACUGUCAGCUACUAACCGGAAUGUUGAAAACACCACAGCCAUGGUGUCGCAGGCAGAAAUAUGGCAGGAAGACAAAAAAUUUACAGUAUAUAAAGUUGUGAUUUGGUCACAGAAUGAUUGUUGGCAUGUUUUUCGUCGUUAUAAUGAAUUUUACAAACUAAGCGAAGUGCUGAAAAAACAAGUUCCAAACUUUAAUUUAAAAAUACCAGGAAAAAAGUUGUUUUGUAAUAAUUUGGACCCUUCAUUUAUUGCAACCCGUCGACAAGGGCUCGAUCAAUUUGUUCAUCACUUAAUGCAUCAAACCAAUUUACUUAACAUUACUGAAGUCCGUAAGUUUUUUAACUUGGACACUAAAAUAAAGGAACCAGAUAGACCAAAUCUUUUCAAGUGUAUGGGUACCAUCAAUUUGGGACCAUCAGAAAGGACAUCCGCAAAUCCAUCAGAUUUUGUAUUCCUUCGCAUCAUUGGUAAAGGUAGCUUUGGUAAAGUAUAUCUAGCUGAACACAAAAGUGAAUCUACUCAUUACGCUGUCAAAGUAUUGGAUAAAAAACAUAUUCUUGCCCGCAAUGAAGUAAAGCACAUAAUGUGUGAACGAAAUGUGCUCUUGAAAAAUAUAAAUCAUCCAUUCCUUGUUGGCUUGCAUUAUAGCUUUCAAACAAAAGAUAAACUUUAUUUUGUUUUAGAUUUUAUAAAUGGUGGAGAGUUAUUCUAUCAUUUACAAAAAGAAGUUAGAUUUUCGGAAUCAAGAGCUAAAUUUUAUGCUGCCGAAAUAGCAUCUGCCCUUGGGUAUCUCCAUUCAAAUGGUGUCAUAUACAGAGAUCUCAAACCAGAAAACCUUUUGCUUGACCAAGAAGGCCAUUUGGUACUUACUGAUUUUGGAUUUUGUAAAGAAGGACUAAUUGGUACUGAAACUACCAACACGUUUUGUGGCACUCCUGAGUAUUUGGCUCCAGAAAUUAUCAAGAAAGAAGCUUAUGGGAGAUCGGUAGACUGGUGGUGUCUUGGUGCAGUGUUGUACGAGAUGUUAUUUGGUCUGCCACCAUUCUAUAGUUUAAACGUGCAAGAGAUGUAUAACUUAGUUCUCUACAGUAGAUUGAAAGUUAAAGGACCUGUGUCAUCGCAGUGCAAGCAUUUAUUGCACAAGUUGUUGGAGAAACAAAGUAAUAAAAGACUUGGUAGUAGUGUUCAAGAUUUUAGUGAGGUAAAAAAACAUCCAUUUUUCAAAACAAUAAACUGGGACGAUUUAUUAAAUAAACGUAUUACUCCACCAUUUCAACCACAACUAAAUGGAAAAUGUGACCUGCAGUACAUUGAUUCUCAGUUUACCAAAGAAUCUGUCAGUUCAUCAAUGUUGUCUUUCCGUGCAGAAACUAUCGAAUCUAGUGUACAAGAUAUAGAUAAUGCGUUUGCCGGUUUCUCGUAUACACCUCCUUCUAGUUUAGAAUAAAAGUAAUUAAAUGAUAUAUUAUGUACCUAUAACUGGUGUUCCUAUUGAAAGCGAAGUAUUUUUUAUUCUUAUUUUUCUUUUAAACUGUUUUUUUCUUUUUAAUGCUUAUUAUUAUUUAUAUUCUAGUACAAUUAUAGCUGUGAUCUUGAUGCUAUAUAAGAAUAUCAUUUUUAAUUAAAACUUAUGAGGCAAUAGACAAAAGUACUUAUCAUUCCGAUUUUACCUACUGUGUUCAUGUGCAAUGGUUUUUGCAAUUUCUUAUAAGCUAGGGUUGACAUUUUUUAGGUCAACAUUAUUCACUGCCAAUUUUUAAGAACUACUCGGUACACCAAUUCUGAAAACUAAACUAAGUUUGAUUUAUUGGCAGUUUACUUAGUGUGUCUAACAAGAAUAAAGACUUGAGUUUUAAUGUUGGCUAAAAGCCAUACUGAAAGUUACUAAUUCAUUUUUAUCUCUGACCAUCAUGUUUUAUGUAUUUUCAAAUAAUAUAAGCAAUUUUAUAUACUCUGUUGCUUAGCUGUACUAUUUUAUUCUUAUACUAUUUAUAAUAUAUGUAAGGGUAUAUAUAUAGAAUAUAUUUAAUUUGUCUGUUGCCUCUUACACAUCACUGAGGUAGGUAGUACCUAGUGAAUUACUAAUAUUAAUGUUACUUAUAUCUUAAUAGUUAAAGUAUAUUACUAUUAUAUUGAAUUAUAUUGACAAUGAGUAUAUUAUAUUUAUGUAUAAUAUUAUUAACUAUAUGUAAUUUACACUGCCGUAUUCUAUUAUAUGUAUACUUGUUUCUAUGUGCUGACACUAUUACUUGUGUAUUAUUGAUACUAUGAAUUAUUGUUAUAAGAUUAAUGCUUAGCCAAAAUGAAAUAAAACUGUCUUUGUGCCAUGUAUGACAACUUAACUAGACAAAUAAUGAUAUUAAUUGUCAAAUUAUAUAUAGUUUAGAUCAAACAUCAACACUUAAUCAAUUCAUGGCUUUACCUACUGUGGUGUGAUAACUUGUUGUAAUUAAUGUAUGUUUAUCCUA
Adelges cooleyi (spruce gall adelgid) is the source of this 2763-nucleotide messenger RNA. RefSeq names its product serine/threonine-protein kinase Sgk2-like. The transcript has 9 exons. The coding region runs from base 141 to 1742 and encodes 533 amino acids. Gene Ontology annotation, biological process: protein phosphorylation. Gene Ontology annotation, molecular function: phosphatidylinositol binding; ATP binding; protein serine/threonine kinase activity. Lineage: Eukaryota; Metazoa; Arthropoda; Insecta; Hemiptera; Adelgidae. The record is from RefSeq and is a predicted model, not a curated record.